Messenger RNA from Lampris incognitus (smalleye Pacific opah), 3051 nucleotides. RefSeq lists its product as uncharacterized. Gene Ontology annotation, biological process: circadian regulation of gene expression; negative regulation of DNA-templated transcription. Gene Ontology annotation, cellular component: nucleus. Gene Ontology annotation, molecular function: RNA polymerase II cis-regulatory region sequence-specific DNA binding. The coding region runs from base 542 to 1648 and encodes 368 amino acids. Lineage: Eukaryota; Metazoa; Chordata; Actinopteri; Lampriformes; Lampridae. The transcript is spliced from 6 exons. The record is from RefSeq and is a predicted model, not a curated record.
AUCUCCCCCCCCACUCCCCCACACUCCCCCUCCCCGGCCGCCCCGGGUAACACCGAUAGGUCGGACACGCCAUCUUGGCCGGGGGGGGGAUGGAAAAAGGCGAUUAUUUGUCGCACUUUCUGACGCGAUUUUCUAAAGCGACGAUAGAGGAACGUCUGGGAUGGCGACCCGCGCGCGCGCCGGCUGAUUGACGUGUUGGGCUUUUAAAAGGAGAGACGUGUCGGACGUCGGGACACGGCUGCGCCGACUAGAUAAUAACCGCGCUGCCCGCUCCGCUCCGCUCGGCUGAUAAGGAGGCGUCCGUUGCGCGUCUGCCUCGACCGCUCUUAAACGGACGUGGACGGACGUGCCGCGUCGGAUCCGUCGCUCCGCUUCGGCCUUUCCGCGCGAAUGGGGAAGGGGGUAUCGGAGCGCCCCCCCCCCCGGUCCGCCCGUCUUCGUUUGAAUGAAGGCUUUUAGGCUCGGACGACCGUGCUCGUUUGCCCCCCACCACCUACACAGGUCAGUGAUGGUCAGAGCUGGUUAGAGCCUGCGGCUGAGGAUGUCUGCUACAGAUUCGGACAACUCCAUUGACUGGUUGGCGAGUGACAAUGAGGUGGAGGAAAGCGAGCAGGAGCCUGACUGCCCCGGAAGACCCAGCCAGACACGCAUCUCGCCUUGUCCGAGUUCCCCCUCGCAACUAUGUGCAUCUGAGAGUGUCUGCUACAGAAGUGACGAUGUGAAGGGCGAUGAUAGCAACUGGAGCAAGGUCAGCAAGGACUCUAACUACAGGUCUCCCUUUGGCUGCACAGAGACAUACAACGGCGAUGACAGUGGGCCGUGUCAGGCACAGCGAGGAGAAAAGUCCUGCAGUAAAAACAGUCAUAAAGCACUGAAGAGACCUCACAGCUCCGUGGUGGAGGAGUGUAAGAGACGGCAGCUCAUUCUGAACCAGUCGGAGAAAGAUCGCAUUUUCACCAAUAAGUGCAUCGAAUUACAAUGCUAUAUUCAUCCAUUGUCAUCAAUCUUGAACGGACUUCGUUCGGGGAGAUACAGACAACGACUCAGCAGUUUCCAAGAGAGUGUGGCCAUGGACAGAAUACAGAGGAUCAUGGGUGUUCUGCAGAACCCCUGCAUGGGGGAGAAAUACAUCAAUAUCAUUCUGAAAAUGGAGGAAAUGCUGAAGAGCUGGUUCCCCAAUGUAAAACCCCGAGACCAACACACUGCCACCCAGACAGAGGAAGCUGUUCCUUCCAAGAAACUGAAGCUAUCUCCAGUGACCACAGCUCUAGCCAGUGAGGCAGAGAGCCCUGUCACCAUCGGUGCACCUCCAACGGUCACCAAAACCCUGAGAGUCACUGACCUCACUCCUCCCGGAGCCUAUUCGGCCAGCAACCUAAAGUGGCUCCACACUUCGCCCAUCUGCUCCCCCAUGGCAGAACAGGCCCCCACUGGCCCCAAGCACGUGCUGCCCCCCAGAGAUGGGGAGCUAAUGCAGGACAAUGUUGUGUCCUCCAGCACAGACAGCCACACUAAGACAGACUUCAUACCCAGAGGCCCCCCACUGGGCAAAAUCAAUGCGCCCUGCCUAGAGAGGCUUCUCAAGUCUACAGAGAGCAUCAUCACCCGCAAGGGGACGGGCAGUAUGAUAGGCAGCAGCUGGUCCUAGUCCAGAUAAACGGCUGGGUGGCCGGCUGUGUGCACAGCAUUGCCCAGCUUAGACUAGCCUAGCCUAGCCUUUCCUAUCCUGCCGGGAGCCAGUAAGCUCUCCUAGUCCAUUCCAGCCUUCAAGGACAGACAGAAGCUUUCAGACCCUUGGAUUCUGUAUAGAUACGGGAGGUGUGUCAGUGAACGUGUGCUCAGUAUGAAAAUAUGCCCUCUCUGGUAUGGCAAGUGUCUGCUUCAGUUCCCUUUGUUGACUUUUUUUUGUUUUGUUUUUUUUGUUUGCACUCUUGAAUUGUGUUUGUGAGAGUGGGAAGGACAAAAUUCACAUGCUGGGAUCUACGAAGCUAUGCUUUGUUAAUGAUUUCACAAAUGAGUUGUUCCCCCCCCCUGGCUUGUAGACGCAAUAGCAUAGUUUGAAUAUCUGUGAAACGGCCAUUUUGCCUGAAAGGGGAAAAAAAAAAGAAAAGAUUGCAAGACUAAUUUUGUUUGGGAACAUUUCAGAUGUUCAGACAUGUAAGAGGUCUCCAUACUUGUGAUAAAUAUUUGGGUGGAAUGUGAUUUUUUUUUUUUCUCUCUCUCUCUCCUCAUGAGUCCACUCUUACGUUUAUCGAUGUGACUGUUAUUCAUUUGUAUACUUAUAAAUAAGUCUUUUGGUACAACUGUUCUACCUCAGUGGGCACCACGUCAAGCUUAGUAGGUAGGAAUGUGAACGCUUCAAUCAAAGUCUGGACACCUCACAAGAUCUGCAGUGAGCCAAACAGCCUGUGAUGGCAAGGUCGAGAAUGCAAGCUACUCUGCGUGUACAAACAGAGGAUGCUCUCUCCUUGGACGAGGGCGUCUGUGGCCUGACUGGUGCCAUUGUAAAGAAUGUGAACUGCAGAUUUUUUUUCUUUUUUUUCCUCGAGUCUCCCAGUCGAAGGCAAUCAGUGCCUGUAAAGUCAAGCUGUGCCUGUAAACUGGUUUUAAUAAAGAGAGAAACCGUUCACAAUACCUGAUCCUCUUGGGGAUGUACAAAAAUCAGGAAUUCUCAGACUCCUGCCAUUUUCUGUAUCAAGUAAAUUAUUCAAAUCUUGCCAAUGACUUUCUGUGGUCAGGUAGGACAACUCCUUCCUUUUCGCCGCAGAACUGGACAGCGUGUUAGACCAGCAGAGAGGGACAAGGUAUUUCUCUGUGUAAAUGUUUUAAAAAGGUAAAUUUACCCUGAAAAGUGGCCUUUACAGUGUGAUAUUUUAUACUUUCAAAAUAAAUGUGGUUAUAUUUGUUUGACACAAACUGACUGCAGAUUAUUUAUGCACAUUUUUAUUUCCUGAAAUCAAAUAGUAUUUACUUAUUUCGAGACAGUUACUUCCUUAUGACAAAAUGUACUCAACAAUUGUGAUACUAGUCAAAUAAAAGGCGUCAUUUUCA